Rotaria sp. Silwood2 is the source of this 344-nucleotide messenger RNA. The record is from the annotation of a GenBank genome assembly. NCBI's taxonomy places the organism in Eukaryota, Metazoa, Rotifera, Eurotatoria, Philodinida, Philodinidae.
AUGAAGUCGGUCGUGGCUUAUAUGGAAUGGCUCUUAAUUAUUUUAUAUAUUUGUCUAGGCCCAAUUGGUGUUGGUAGAAAAACAUUAGCCCGAGCAGUAGCAUUAGCAUUGUAUUAUUCAGAACAAUCAAUAUAUACUAUCGGUAUGAGUAAAUAUACUGAAGCUAAUUCAAUAUAUAAAUUAAUUAAUAUACCAAGAGGAAAAGAUAUGGUUGAUCCUGAACAAAAUAAAUUAAUAAAAAUUAUUCAACAAAAACCUUAUACUAUUAUUUUAUUUGAUCAAAUUGAAAAAGUUCAUCAUGAAUUUUGGAAUAUUUUAUUAGCAUAUUUAGAUAAUGAUAAUAA